This is a messenger RNA of Archocentrus centrarchus (flier cichlid), 1165 nucleotides long. RefSeq lists its product as uncharacterized. The record is from RefSeq and is a predicted model, not a curated record. NCBI's taxonomy places the organism in Eukaryota, Metazoa, Chordata, Actinopteri, Cichliformes, Cichlidae. The transcript has 2 exons. Gene Ontology annotation, biological process: regulation of toll-like receptor signaling pathway. Bases 68 to 913 code for a protein of 281 amino acids.
CAUUAGUACGUGCAGCUGACAGAAGAAGCAAAAGAGGCAGAAAAAAGGAGGGCAGUUAUUCGGCAGCAUGUUGGCUGAAGGUUUUCUCAGACUGUUGAUGUACAGGGAGGAGAGAAAGUUUGCCUCCAAAUCCAAGCAAAAGAGAUGGCAGACAAGCAGUCAUUGUGCUGAUCCAUUCAACUGUGCGCGCUCUGACUCCAGCUCUGCAGUCCCAGGGGUGCAUUCAGCGGAAACAGUGACAAAAGAGGAACAUCUAAACGUCACCCAACCCCAGAUUCUCAAAGUGGUGCCUCAGAGACCUGCAGCCCUCUCGAUCCCUACUGACCUGCACCCUGUUUAUGUCGAGGACUGUAGCCUGCUGGAACAGUAUCCAGACCUGCAGGUGGUUGACUCAGGUCGCAUCUCACACAACCUAAUGAGACCCUCUGUCAGCAACCCUGAUUUUCAUAUGCAGUCUCCUGUCUCUCAAGAUUGCCUUCAAUCAGAAUAUACAGCCCAGCAAGCACCACAAAAUUCAAUCCCAGCCAUACCAGACCAGGGUUAUCUAGUAAUGGGUGACAGUGUGAACAUCAGCCUGGAUCUGCCUGGUUCAGGUUUGGAGCCCAUGUCUAACUCGGUGCUGAACGGGCUGCUGGAGAAACAGCUGGAAGAGGUGUACAUGCAGCAUCUAACUGAAAACUUGGCUCGGUGCAAUUCCCACCUGGGGAACAGCCUCCUGCAUGGCCUGGUGCCUCCACCGCAGCCUGGCAGCGCGUCACAGGGGGCCGACUCAUUAUUGGACAGUCUGGAAGAAGACACAGAAGACGGCAGCAAGAAAAUUAGUUAUCUGAACACCCACAACUUAGUGCCCUGCUCAUCCAACUUCAGCUCCCCCAUGUUGAGGAUUUCAGAAGCAGAAAAUCCUCAUCCAUAAUGAUGAAAGCUUUAAAUGUAAUGGUCAGCUGGGUGUUUUUGCUUAUGCUGCUUCACACCCUAGUUUACAAAUACACAACUGUGAAAUGAACACAAGUGUUAUCCACUAUAUCAGUGCUAUUUUAAACAACGCCUUGUUCCCUUGCUUAAUGAAAAGAUGCCUGAAACUUAGCUGCUUUCAUAUGCCAUCUGCUGUUAGAUUUAUGUAUUACACCACCAUGGAACUACCUAUUAUUCAUUUCAAUGAACUUUA